Messenger RNA from Macadamia integrifolia, 1949 nucleotides. Its product is annotated as OVARIAN TUMOR DOMAIN-containing deubiquitinating enzyme 12-like. The transcript has 11 exons. Gene Ontology annotation, biological process: protein deubiquitination. Lineage: Eukaryota; Viridiplantae; Streptophyta; Magnoliopsida; Proteales; Proteaceae. The record is from RefSeq and is a predicted model, not a curated record. The coding region runs from base 554 to 1585 and encodes 343 amino acids. Gene Ontology annotation, molecular function: cysteine-type deubiquitinase activity.
AACGGUCUUUUCGUGGACUACCUGAACUCAUUGGAAUAGCCACUUAAAAGGACUGCAACUUUGGUGUGUGGUCGCAACCCGCGACUUGCUCGACAUGUAACUGACGUGACCAUUUUCGAAUUUCUCGUUUUCAAGAAAUCCUUGCCUCGUUAUCUUUUUAGAAUCUAGGUGUGGCGUCUCGACUCUCGAACUCGAUCUUUCGCUAGAGGCCAGAGGGUUUUUAUCUCAUCAUUCGCUACUGGUGGAAGCGAACGUCUCUCAUCAUAAUCGAUUAAUCGAACUUGAAGCUCUUUUGGUUGAUCCUUUAGGUUUUGCUGUGGUAGUGGAUGAAUUGAGAUUUGAUCGGUUUUAUAUUUGAAGGUCUAAAUACCACUCACCUUUCUUGUGUAUAAUCUCAGGGGAGAGAGUGUCUUUGCUCAUUUGGAGAUAUCUUGUGAAAACUUAUGCAGUUGAAAAGUCUCGUGAGUUAUUCCUAUAUUCAUAUUGUCCAAGGGGAUUGCAGCUGGCUGUUUGUUGAAGCAAAGACAAUCUGUGAUUGAAUAAUAUGUAACAAAUGAUUACAUAUGAGCAAGAGCCUGAUUUUGUUCGCUGGGGUCUCCAUUUUCCUGAUGGUGAUCCUUUUUCGUAUCCUGGAUAUUGUGGAACUCUUGCCCAACAUGAUACCAGCUACUAUGAUGAACAUUAUGUUAGAGAAGAUCAUUGUGAUGCAGAACGUAGCAAUGUAGAGAAUGAUGAGAUUAUUGCACAUGCUCUUCAGGAAGAAUUAUCAGAACUUGCAGUAGCUGAAGCAUCUGGAUCUUCCAAUGCUGGGGAAGAGCAUUUGCAAGCAUCCAUUCUUGCACAAGAUUGGCUUGGCCCAUCUACGAGACAUUAUUGUUCUGGUCAUGAGAGUGGACAGGAAGAGAAUGAUGAGAUAAAACCAUCUAGUUCAUGUUCUAGCCCUGAACAAAAGUCAUAUAAUGGGGAUGAUUGGUCUUACUCACUUGAACUAACAGAUGAAUCUGUGCUUGAUGGAGAAGUGGGAAAGAGGUUGAAUCAGAUGGUUCCAGUUCCUCAUGUUCCUAGAAUUAAUGGAGAAAUCCCAUCUAUUGACGAAGCAACUUCGGAUCAUCAAAGACUGCUAGACAGAUUGCAAUUAUAUGAACUGGUUGAGCUUAAGGUUCAUGGAGAUGGUAACUGUCAGUUUCGUGCCUUAUCAGAUCAGUUUUAUCGUACCCCGGAGCACCACGAGUUUGUGAGACAACAAAUUGUUAAUCAGCUUAAGUCCCAUCCAGAGAUUUAUGAGGGAUAUGUUCCUAUGGCAUAUAACGACUACUUGAAAAAAAUUUCUAAGACUGGUGAAUGGGGCGAUCAUGUCACGUUACAGGCUGCUGCUGAUUCAUACGGUGUUAAAAUAUUUGUCAUAACGUCCUUCAAGGAUACCUGUUACAUUGAGAUUCUUCCCAACGUUCAGAAGUCAAAACGAGUUAUUUUCUUGAGCUUUUGGGCAGAGGUUCAUUACAACUCAAUUUAUCCAGAAGAAGAUCUGCCUGCAUUGGAGACUAAAAAGAAGAAAAGGUGGUGGGUCUUUGGAAAUAAGCAUUAGAGAUGCAUAAAUGAAUGUUAAUGGUGAAUGUUGGUUGUGGGUUACAUAUGAUUUCUCCUCGUCCUGCUCGGUGCUGCUUUUGUGUGAAUUUGUUUCACCUUUAGAAGAAGCUUCUAUUGAGUAGACAUUUGCUGCUUGGGGUUUCUCUCAGGGUGAAUUUUCUGGAGCAGAUGUCCUCCCAUUGUUUGGUAAUGUGAUGGAUGUGAUAAGGGCCUGCAUCUUUCUUAUUUUCCCUGCCAGUAUUGUUGCACAUCAGCUCUUUGGCCUUGUACAUGCCUUUUCCUUGUUGCAGUACUAAAUUAUUUCUUUAUAUAUUUUUUAUAUGUAAAACAUCUGUUAUGCUAGCUACCCAUUUAGUGUUCAA